Molecule: messenger RNA, 1961 nt
Organism: Salvia miltiorrhiza (redroot sage)
Lineage: Eukaryota; Viridiplantae; Streptophyta; Magnoliopsida; Lamiales; Lamiaceae
Product: spermine synthase
Exons: 11
Coding region: 507-1586 (359 amino acids)
Biological process (GO): spermidine biosynthetic process
Cellular component (GO): cytosol
Molecular function (GO): spermidine synthase activity
Source: RefSeq, a predicted model, not a curated record
GAGUUUGUCAGUAUGUCUAUAUUCAUAUUUAUUUAAUUUUUUUAAGUUAUGCAUUUUUAUAUCAUGUACAUUUUUCUUUUUAUCAAUAUAUCAUGUAUUUUUAAAAGUGUAGGAAUUCCUAAUACUACAACUCCAUAAAGUCGGUGGUAAAAGGUUUGUGAAGCUUUUGUAUCUCCAUCGAAUUCCCGUCACGUGGUAUCCUUUUUCAUUUUUCUUUUUCGCAACAAAUUCUGAAUAAUUGAACAAUCCCCUUUUUGGUGGGAAGAAAUACUCAAUACAUAAACGUUUAUGUUACACUCUAAUUUUUCCAGCGACGACUGAAGCUCUAGAAGAAAAACAUGGAAGAUUUCAGUCGCAAUUUCUGCCAUCAAUAGUUUCUUCUACGCUUCAAGAGUUUAUUCACCUGUUUUUUGCUGCCAUUUUCUCGUUUGGUUUCCCCCCUACAAAUUUUUCGGGGAUUCCACAUCCGCAACAGAGACUGGAUCCACAGGAGAAAAGGAUAAAGUAUGGAAGGCGGCGCAGAAAGAGGUUCGGAAUGCCAGAGGGCUACAGAUGGGAGGGAGAGUAGUGACAAUGGUUCUAGCAAGGCAAUCCGUAUCCCCUCUUGUUGCUUGAAAGCAAGGGCAUCUGCGCCCGAGCUAGAUGCCAAGUGCCACUCAACGGUUGUUUCUGGAUGGUUCUCCGAAAGGCCAUCCUCUGAUGAAUCUUUGAAUGAAGUCUAUUUUAACAAUCCAAUGUGGCCAGGAGAGUCGCAUUCCCUGAAAGUUGAAAAGAUUUUGUUCAAGGACAAGUCGAAGUAUCAGGAGGUUCUGGUUUUCCAGUCUUCAGCAUAUGGAAGGGUACUUGUGCUAGAUGGCAUUGUUCAGUUGACUGAGAAAGAUGAAUGUGUUUACCAGGAAAUGAUAACCCAUCUCCCUCUUUGUUCAAUCGAAUCACCAAAAAAUGUUUUGGUGGUAGGCGGGGGUGAUGGUGGUGUCCUUAGGGAAAUUGCCCGUCACAGCUCUGUGAAGUUGAUUGAUAUUUGUGAAAUCGAUCAAAUGGUCAUAGAUGUAAGCAAGAAUUUUUUUCCAGAGUUAGCUAUUGGUUUUGAGGAUCCUCGCGUGCACCUUCAUGUUGGUGAUGCUAUUGAAUUUCUAAAGCAUACACCUGAAGGGAAAUAUGAUGCAAUUAUUGUUGAUUCAUCAGACCCCGUGGGUCCUGCUCAGGAGCUCGUGGAGAGACCCUUCUUUGAGACCAUUGCCAGAGCAUUGAGGCCUGGUGGUGUUCUUUGUAAUAUGGCAGAAAGUAUGUGGCUUCACACACAUCUGAUUCAGGAUAUGUUAUCAAUAUGUCGAGACAUUUUUAAAGGUUCUGUCCGUUAUGCGUGGGCUAAUGUCCCUACAUAUCCGAGUGGUGUUAUAGGAUUUCUGUUAUGCUCAACUGAGGGACCACCUGUUGAUUUUGUACACCCUAUCAACCCCAUUGAGAAAUUGGAUGGUGCACUUGACUACAGAAGGGAAAUUAAAUUUUACAACUCUGAGAUUCAUAGAGCUGCCUUUGCAUUGCCAUCUUUCGUAAGGAGGGAAGUAGAAGCUCUUCGGGGUUGAUCAACCUUCUUUCAAGUCAAUGUGUUGUAGUUGGUCUUAUGCCUCAUUACUCACAUAUUAAACAGGUAGAUGAUGGUGUUUGCCUCGCUAAACAUUAUGACUGAUGAUAGAUUGGGGAUAUCAUAUUACAUAUUCUAUUUAGUAUGGAUUGUUGGAUUUGGUUGCAGCGGAUUUGUUGCUUGGUAUCAGCUAUCCUCUUCACGUGUUACUGGGGUCUUAUUGUGUAUGUGGCGUUAUGCAUUCAAUAAGUUCGUUUGAGUUGUUUCAUCAUUUGGUGUGAGAUUUUGCAACUUGAAUUUCCAUAGGGAUGGUGUAAAUUGUUUGAUGUUAAUUUGGUAUGAAACUAUGAUGCCUGUCUACAACAAUGGCUUUCCA